Molecule: messenger RNA, 1662 nt
Organism: Onychostoma macrolepis
Lineage: Eukaryota; Metazoa; Chordata; Actinopteri; Cypriniformes; Cyprinidae
Gene: rsph14
Product: radial spoke head 14 homolog
Exons: 6
Coding region: 335-1396 (353 amino acids)
Molecular function (GO): protein binding
Source: RefSeq, a predicted model, not a curated record
GUCUUGAACACUGAAUAUUUUCAUUGAUUCAUUUCUGUACAUCACUGCCUGAGAACGGCGUUGCGUUAGUUCCGUAGUUACCAUAACAACCGAACUAUAUACGGAAAUGAUUACAAGCAGCGGACGCUAAGUUACAAACCAGCGGAUAAGGUAUUAUAGUCUUUAACAUUUUGUAGGUCUGCAAAUUCUGAUUUUAAAUACUCGUAAAAAUGUAUUAGGAAUACUUAUUCACAUUUAGAAUAUAAAAUGACGUGUUGAACCCUCAAAAAUCCUACAAACUUGAGACUCGGGCAGUAAAAUAACUAACUUUUCAAAAUGUAAAUAACGUUACAUAAUGGAAUCACAUCUGAAGCACAGCACUCUAACGAAGAAGAUGGCAAGUCCGCAAACAUCCGAGCAGCCCCCUCCGCAUAUUGACCCCACACAGGCGCCGGUGGCUUUCGGUAGCUGGGCGAUCCCGAAGCUGAUGCUGGAGCUGCAGGACGCGGAGCUGUUUACCCGGCAGAUGGCGCUCGCUGCACUCUGCGAGCUCGUCCACGACCAUGAGCGGGCCUAUGAAGCCAUUCUCAGUGGGUGUAUGGAAAGACUUAAAGUCUUGCUGCAAGAUAAAGAUGACUUAGUCAGGGUCAAAACCACUGAAGUGCUUUAUGUGCUUGCUUCACACAGCUUGGGAAGAGAUGCCUUUUUGAAAUUUGACAUUGUGGGUCCCCUCGCAAACCUGAUUGAGGACCCUGUGAAUGCCUGUCGUAAAAACAUGCACCAAGCACUCAACAGGAUCGCUGAAUUUCCUUCAGGAGCAGUGUUCAUGGUGUCUAUGGGGCUGGUGUCCAAACUGGUGCUGAAGGUCUCAGAUGAAGAAGAGAGCAUCCGUGCUUUAAUUCUCUCCACAUUAAGCUGCUGUGUGAGUGUGAACGCCCUUCCUGCGCUGGAGAGUGAUGCGGUUCCUGUCCUGAGAGAUCAGCUCUCUCACCCCUCCCCCGCCAUCCGCCAGGCAGCCACAUCUGCUUUAGUGGGAAUCAGUGUGCCUGCAGAUGGGAAGAUGAAGGUGUGUGAGGAGAAUCUUCUGCCCAUAUUAGUCAAGCUGCUGUCGGAUGAUGACCAAGGAGUUGUCGCUAAUGCUGCAGGAACCAUUAUGAACACGGCCGUUAUCACUAAGGGUAAGACCGAGGCUCUGAACGCAGGUGCCAUCGCCCCUCUGCUGCAGCUGGUGGUGAGUGAGAAUACAGCGGUGUGUGCCAAUGCCCUCCGUGCCCUUACAGUCCUGGCAGAGGUUCCUAGGGCCCGGGCACAGCUGCUGGAGCAUGUGCCUCUGCUGAAUACCAGACUCACCCACCCCAACACCAUCAUCCAGAGAGCUGCAUCCACUGCCAUUGAAGUCAUCUCCUGGAAACCAUGAGAGAAACAAGAGCUCUCCUGAUACAAGACCUGGUGGUGUGAUAUAAAAGAAAGAAUUAUCCACAUAAAACACACCCAUUAUAUAUAGCCUAUAUAUAAGUUACAAGAACAGAAUAUUAAGAAUUCUGAUGGAUGUGACGUUGUUUGUUUAGAACGCAAAAUCUGUUAUAGAUAAGCUGCGUAGCAACUAUUCCAACUGGCGUACAUGACUGAAUCGUUUCAUAGAUGUUAAUUAAUAUAGUAUAAACGUGAUAAACGUAUAGUGAA